AUGUACCGCAAGUACUUGCACGCCAUUACCAACAAGGAUGGACCUGCAGCCACUUUGGGCACUGUACAGGCCCGACGCCGGAUAGCCCACGCACAUAGGCUUCCAGGGCUCCAGGGCUCCGUCGAUCCACCAUGGCCAGGACGGCAAAGACGGGACGACGACGAGCAAUGGAAAUUCUGCCCCUCGGUCUCAUCGGGCAUCGCGACGACAAUGGUGAGAUUGGAAUCAGGCGAUGCCGACGACGAUGGCGCAGAAAAUGCAGCAAAAUCGACAGCAGCGGUGGUCAUGGAUCUCAACCAGGUCAACGCAAGUAUGUACCGGUACGGAGGAACGGACAGCAGGAUGAUGCCACGGAUGGCGAGGUCGAAUGGUUCGACGGCGAAUGACAGUCGUCUGAGGUGCGGCGCCCCACGCAACGAACGAACCAUCGCUCAGAAGGUCGCUACAGUGGGAGACCAGCGCGCCGGCGCUGAAACGUCCCGGCGCCCAAUCGCCCAGCCGCCCAGCCGCCACCACACAGCAGUGCCCAACGGCGACGAGGAGAGAUGGGCGGUGUAG
Drechmeria coniospora is the source of this 558-nucleotide messenger RNA. RefSeq lists its product as uncharacterized. The record is from RefSeq and is a predicted model, not a curated record. Bases 1 to 558 code for a protein of 185 amino acids. The transcript is spliced from 2 exons. NCBI's taxonomy places the organism in Eukaryota, Fungi, Ascomycota, Sordariomycetes, Hypocreales, Ophiocordycipitaceae.